This is a messenger RNA of Onychostoma macrolepis, 4647 nucleotides long. RefSeq names its product zinc finger protein 184-like. The transcript has 8 exons. The coding region runs from base 103 to 2943 and encodes 946 amino acids. The record is from RefSeq and is a predicted model, not a curated record. NCBI's taxonomy places the organism in Eukaryota, Metazoa, Chordata, Actinopteri, Cypriniformes, Cyprinidae.
CAGGGGUGCUUUUUCACCAGAGCUUCAGCUGCCUUGGUGAACUCACCAUCAUUUGGAUAUGCCUUGAAGCCAUAGAUUGUUUCGACCAUCCUCUCAAAUUAGAUGGAGGGGGCGGGGCUUGUGAGGAUCACUCGGUGUGCGCAUGCGCGAGAGACUGAGAGCUGGACGGUGAGAAAAUUUAUGUUCAGUGAAGCUCCUCCCACAACAAUUACAUCUUCAGUGAAGCUCCUCCCACAACAAUCACACAUUCAGCUAUUCAGCAAUAAAUGCUGGAAUAUUCCCAUCAGUUCACAAGUGAAGACAGCAUCAGAGCAUCAGGAAGAGCUGAAAUCUGCAGAGACUGAGUUUAUUAAAGAGGACAGAGAGAAGAUGAGAGAUCCAGAACCCUGCAGAAUCAAACACACUGAAGAUACUGAACAACAAACAGAAUUGAUUGAAGACGAUGAGGAGAAAGAAGAAUUGAGUGAAUCUGAGGAGAAAAAUCAUGUCAAAAAUGUAGAAAAACCCAAACAGAAAGAUGUAAAGAAAAGAAGAGCCAUGAAAUCUUUCACCUGCACUCAGUGUGGAAAGAGUUUCACACACAAACCUCAUCGUGAGCGUCACAUGAGAGUUCACACUGGAGAGACACCAUUCACUUGUGAUCAGUGCGGGAAGAGUUUCUCACAAUCAUCAACCCUCAAGAGACACAUGAACAUCCACACUAGAGAGAAACUGUACACAUGUGAUCAAUGCGGCAAAACAUUUUUGAGAGCUUCACACCUGAAGAUACACCUGAGAGUUCAUACAAAGGAGAAGCCACAUUCAUGUCAUUUGUGUGGAAAGAGUUUUUUGCAUCCAGAAUAUUUAAAAGUGCAUCAGAAAAUACACACUGCUGUGAGAGAUUACAUGUGCUUUGAGUGUGAGAAGACUUUUACUUCAGCGAGCUGUUUAAAACUGCAUGAGAGGAUUCACACUGGAGAGAAACCUUACAAGUGUUCACACUGUGACAAGAGAUUCAGACAGUCAUCAAAUCUGAAAACACAUGAGGUGAUCCACACUGGAGAGAAACCGUUCACUUGUGAUCAGUGCGGGAAGAGUUUCAGACUAAAAGGAAGCCUUACGACACACAUGAGAGUUCAUACUGGAGAGAGACCGUUCACUUGUGAUCAGUGCGGGAAGAGUUUCUCACGAUCAGCACAUCUUAAAGAACACAUGAACAUCCACACUGGAGAGAAACUGCACACAUGUGAUCAAUGUGGAAAGAGUUUCACACUAAAAAAAAACAUUAAGAGACACAUGAACAUCCACACAAGAGAGAAACUAUAUGCAUGUGAUCAAUGUGAUAAAACAUUUUUGUGGGCUUCAGACCUGAAGACACACCUGAGAGUUCAUACAAAGCAGAAGCCACAUUCAUGUCAUUUGUGUGGAAAGAGUUUUUCAUGUCUACAAAGUUUGAAAGAACAUCAGAAAAUACAUGCUGCUGUGAGAGAGUACAUGUGCUUUGAGUGCGAGAAGACUUUUACUUCAGCGAGCCAUUUAAAACAGCAUGAGAUGAUCCACACUGGAGAGAAACCGUAUAAGUGUUCACACUGUGACAAGAGAUUCAGUCAGUCAGCAAAUCUGAAAACACAUGAGAGGAUCCACACUAGAGAGAAACCGUAUCACUGCACUGCAUGUGGGAAGCGUUUCAAUAAUUCAUCUGCUCUACACAGUCAUACAAAAAACUAUCACAGUAAGAAUUAUUUGUAUUGCUAUACUAACACCUGUCCUGAGUCUACUUCCAUGACAGAAGACCGGACCCCUAUACCGAACACGCAGAGCAUGGACCUCUUAGCUAAGCAUCCAGAGAACGCACUCCUCACUGUCAUGCAAGAUGGCCGCUCCAUUGAGGACUAUGUUGAGGAGUUCCUCCAGCUCGUCCACAAAGUGCCGUGGAAUGAUGGAACAUUGAAGGUAGUCUUCUGGAGUGGCCUCAAUGACUAUCUCCACGCACCAGCUGCUACAACCCCUGGCUCUCUGACACAAUACAUUGACCAUGCAUCAGAGCAUCAGGAAGAGCUGAAAUCUGCAGAGACUGAGUUUAUUAAAGAGGACAGAGAGAAGAUGAGAGAUCCAGAACCCUGCAGAAUCAAACACACUGAAGAUACUGAACAACAAACAGAGUUGAUUGAAGAAAAUGAGGAGAAUGAAGAAUUGAGUGAAGUUGAGGGAAAAAAUCAUAUCAGAACUGAAAAAAAACCUUUGAGUUGCUCUCAAACUCAGAAAGAUUUAAAGAAAAGAAGAGCCAAUAAAUCUUUCACCUGCACUCAGUGUGGAACGAGAUUGACAUGCAAACGGAGUCUUGAGCUUCACAUGAGAGUUCAUACUGGAGAGAAACCACACACAUGUGAUCAGUGCGGGAAGAGUUUCACACGAUCAUCAACCCUUAAGGAUCAUAUGAGCAUCCACACUAGAGAGAAACCAUACACAUGUGAUCAAUGUGACAAAACAUUUUUGAGAGCUUCAAAACUGAAGCAGCACCUGAGAGUUCAUACAGAGGAGAAGCCAUAUUCAUGUCAUUUGUGUGGAAAGAGUUUUUCAUGUUUACAAUAUGUAAAAGUACAUCGGAAAAUACAUGCUGAUGUGAGAGAGUACAUGUGCUUUGAGUGUGAGAAGACUUUUACUACAGCGAGCCGUUUAAAACAGCAUGAGAGGAUUCACACUGGAGAGAAACCUUACAAGUGUUCACACUGUGACAAGAGAUUCAUUCAGUCAGGACACUUGAAAAAACAUGAGAUGAUUCAUACUGGAGAAAAACCUUACAAGUGUUCACACUGUGACAAGAGAUUCAAUCAGUCAGUAAAUCUGAAAACACACGAGAGGAUUCACACUGGAGAGAAACCGUAUCACUGCACUGCAUGUGGGAAGCGGUUCACUGAUUCAUCUGCUCUACACAAACAUACAAAAAACUAUCACAGUAAGUAGAUCAUCUUCAGAUCCAGCACUUUCAGGUCUGAUGCUGUGUCCUCUCCAAUGUGACGCAAUAAUGAAUCAAGCAAUAAAAUAUCAUCUGGAUAAAUCUGUCAUAACAAGCUACAUGACAAAGAAACAUUAUCUAAAGUUUUCACAGUGAAUAAAGUUCAUCUUCAAAACCAGCAGAUUCAACUGAGAUUCAGAUCAACUCAAAGAUGGAGUUCCUCCCCAAAGAACAAUGUCCAAAAGGUUUUAUUCCUGUAUAUCAUGUUGCUUCAUGAUAUAAACAACAUUAUUGUGCUUUUUUUAUGAAUUUCAUAUUAUGUUCAGUUGUCUUAUAAUGCAUACGUGUCACUUGUAGUUUGUUACUCUUUCGUGAAGGAAAGCAGAAGUUUUUACAAACUGUUCUUGUUCAGGAAGCUGAAGAAGAGACUGUGACACUUUUAAGAGAGACUUAGAUUUAUGUGUUAUUUUGUUCUUCAUUGUGUAAGGCCUCUGCAGAACAGACCCACCAAAAAGAUGCAGAAUAAACACAUUCCCAAAGCAGGAUCUAAAGAUUCCCCCACACAGCCAUCACGAGGUGGUAAAACUGAAUAAAUCCAGAGUAGAAGCCGGAAACAGGAAAAGGCAAAUUUACGUGACACUCUCCAGGCCUGCAAACACCCAAAAUCCAUUCAGCGUGACCCCCGAGGGAAGGGGUCUGCAACCUUCUACAUCAAAAGAGCCAUUUGUUAUUAUUAACAGAAACCCAGACUAAUCUGUAUUUAGAUUCAUCUGGACUGCUGUAGUUAUUAAGCUGUAGUUGUUGAUGAAGAUGAGUGUCAUUAGUGUUUGUUUCAUUGUUGAUGUUUCAUUCAUGUCUUGUGAGAAAUCUUUCAGUAGAGCAUGUUUUAUAGGCUUUCAUCUUAUAUCCUGACUCUUAUAAUCAGUUUCUAUCAGCAAACACUCAGAAUCAAGUGAGAUGAUCUGCUGAUGAUCCUGAAUGUCUUGUUGAAUGAGUGUUGAUCUUCUGAGACUCAUCAAUAUUAACAGCUGCUGAAAACACUCUUUAUUUCAUGUCAAUAGUUCCUGUUUUCACCUCCUUUAUUAUGCUGAUGUCUUCAGAUCUCCUGAAAAUGCUAAUUUAAAGCUUGUUUCAUUGUCAACAGACUGAGGGUUAUUCUUUUUUUGUUUUUUUUAAAUGUGCAUUUUUUUCUGACUUUAUACUUUCAAAUGUUUUUCUGUUUCUAUAUAUCUGCUGCUAUUUUAAUGAAGAAAGUAAAUGUUAGAAUUAUAAAUAAAAAUGAGUGAAUUAGCAUUAGUUGUUUUACAAUGCUUAUGUGUCAAUUAGUAUGAGUCAAAGACAAAAGGGGUAUAUAUAUAGCAAAAAUAAAGCUAAACUUAACUAAAAUAAAUAAACUGGCAUAUUUAGAAGAAAAAUCAUGUGAUGACAUUUUCAAAGAUUAUAUUUAAGGAUCAUAUAUAGUGUGUAUCCCCAAAAUGCUCAUUAAUUGUCAUUUUAAAUCUUUAUAUUUGCUAUCCUUCAAACCACUAGGUUUUACCCAGUUGUUAGCAAUAACUUUUUAAUCAUUUAAUUUAUAAUAAAAUAUCUUUUUCUUUUACAUAUUUUAAUAAGUAGGUCAGAAUAACUAGGCCUAUUGUGUCAUUUUCAGAAGUUAUUUGUAAAAUUAAAAUAGACACUUGCAUUUGAAUGUUUCUCGAUUUUGGCAGAUCAGC